Molecule: messenger RNA, 3909 nt
Organism: Fukomys damarensis (Damara mole-rat)
Lineage: Eukaryota; Metazoa; Chordata; Mammalia; Rodentia; Bathyergidae
Gene: Card10
Product: caspase recruitment domain family member 10
Exons: 21
Coding region: 1-3084 (1027 amino acids)
Source: RefSeq, a predicted model, not a curated record
AUGGGUCAGUCCAGAACCUGGCACCUGGCUGGCCUCUCAACUAAUGGCAUCUAUUACAACCUCAGUAGCUCCCCCUUCCGAGGAGAACGCCAGCGAGCCCAUUACUCACCCACCACCUUCCAGCAGGACCGCCAGCUCACCUCGCCCCUCCUGAGUCACGGCUUGAAGGGAACAGGGCUGCUGCUAUGGAACAGUGAAGCGGGCCGAUCUACUUUGCUCCUGAAAACACAGGUUGCCUUUGCUGGCCCAGCGUCUGUGUUGGUGGAGUGGCGCCUGAUGGACAUCUUGCGUUGCCGUGGAAAGAGGGGCUAUGAGGCCUUCCUGGAGGCCCUGGAGUUCUACUACCCGGAACACUACACUCUACUAACUGGCCAGGAACCUGCCCAGCGCUGCUCCAUGAUCCUCGAUGAAGAGGGGCCAGAGGGUCUGACGCAGUUCCUGAUGACGGAGGUGCGUCGGCUGCGGGAAGCUCGCAAGAGCCAGCUGCAACGGGAGCAGCAGCUGCAGGCCCGGGGCCGGGUGCUUGAGGAGGAGCGGGCAGGGCUGGAGCAGAGGCUUCGGGAGCAGCAGCAGGCACAGGAGCGCUGCCAGCGGCUGCGGGAGGACUGGGAGGCGGGCAGCCUGGAGCUGCUCCGGCUCAAGGAUGAGAACUACAUGAUCGCCAUGCGCCUGGCUCAGCUCAGCGAGGAGAAGAACUCUGCUGUGCUGCGCAGCCGUGACCUGCAGCUGGCCGUGGAUCAGCUCAAGCUCAAGGUCAGCCGGCUGGAGGAGGAGUGCACGCUGCUGCGCAGGGCCCGGGGGCAGCUGCCCGGGGCUGAGGAGAAGGAGAAGGAGCUGGACAGUGUGGACCUGGUCUCCGAGCUGCGGGCUGAGAAUCAGCGGCUGACCGCGUCAUUGCAGGAGCUGCAGGAGGGCCUGCAGCAGGAGGCGAGCCGACCAGGGGCACCAGGCUCCGAGCGCAUCCUCCUGGACAUCCUGGAGCAUGACUGGCGGGAGGCACAGGACAGCAGGCAGGAGCUGUGCCAGAAGCUGCAUGCCGUGCAGGGGGAGCUGCAGUGGGCUGAGGAGCUGCGGGACAAGUACCUGCAGGAGAUGGAGGACCUGCGUCUCAAGCACCGCACGCUGCAGAAGGACUGUGACCUGUACAAGCACCGCAUGGCCACUGUCCUGGCCCAGCUGGAGGAGAUCGAGAAGGAGCGGGACCAGGCCAUCCAGAGCCGCGACCGCAUCCAGCUGCAGUACUCACAGAGCCUCAUCGAGAAGGAUCAGUACCGCAAGCAGGUGCGUGGGCUGGAGGCUGAGCGGGAUGAGCUGCUGACCACGCUCACAAGCCUGGAGGGCACCAAGGCGCUGCUGGAGGCCCAGCUGCAGCGCAGCCAGGGCGGCUCUUGCCUCAAGACCUGUGCCUCCUCCUAUUCUCUGUGCUCCAACUUCAGCAGCACCUGGAGUCUGGGUGAGUUCUCCCCGCUGGGAGGCCCGGAAGCAGCUGGGGAAGUGGCGGCCGCUGGAGGAUCUGAGCCUCACACCUCGGAGGAGGCCACCAAUAGUGAGAAGGAGAUCAAUCGCCUGUCCAUCCUGCCCUUUCCCCCCAGCGCUGGUUCCAUCCUCCGCCGGCAGCGUGAGGAGGACCCCGAGCCCCCUAAGAGGUCCUUCAGCAGCAUGUCCGACAUCACAGGGAGUGUGACACUCAAGCCCUGGUCUCCCGGCCUCUCUUCAUCGUCCUCCUCCGACAGUGUGUGGCCUUUGGGAAAGCCAGAGGGCCUCCUGGGCCAGGGCUGUGGCCUGGGUCUCCUCAACAGGUCUCUGGCCAUCCGAAUGUCUGGCUGGAGCUCCCCAGGGGGCCCAGAGUCCCUGGACAAGGGUCCAGAUAGCCUACCCUUUCGUGGGGACAGAUGGUCUGGGGCAGUGGUGCGGAGGGUGCUGUCUGGCCCUGGGUCUGCCAGGACCGAACCAAGAGAGCCCAGGGCAGAAGGUGCUGGCCCGGAGGGGAUGGGCCUGGAGGCCCAGCAGAGAUCCUUGGUGUCCACACUCCCCUCACGGCUGGACUUGAAGGCCUGCCAGUCCUUCCAUGAGGCCCUCGAUGCCUGGGCAAAGGGGCAGGGGGCCGAGCCCUUCUACAUUCGAGCCAACCUCACCCUGCCCGAGCGGGCGGAUCCUCAUGCCCUGUGUGUGAAAGCCCAGGAGAUCCUGCGGCUGGUGGACCCAGCUUACAAGCGGCGGCAGGAGUGGUUCUGCACCCGGGUCGACCUCCUCACACUUCGGGACCUGGACCGGGGCACAGUGCCCAAUUAUCAGAGAGCCCAGCAGCUCCUAGAAGUCCAGGAAAAAUGCCUGUCCUCUAGCCGGCACCGGAGCCCCCGAAGUAAUCUAAAGAAGCGGGCCCUGGGGCUGGUGAGGCCCAAGCCUGUGGGGGGCGCUUCAGGGGACCCCCCGGAACAGCUGCUGCCAGAGCCCUGCUCAGAGCCAGAGCAGAGCCUCAAGCCCUACAGCCUGGUGCGGCCACUGCUGGUGUCUGCUCUGCGGCCCGUGGUGCUACUGCCUGAGAGCCUGGCACCCCGGCUCAUCCGCAACCUGCUGGACCUGCCCAGCUCCCGGCUGGACUUCCAAGUGUGCCCAGCAGAGAGCCUCUCUGGGGAGGAACAGUACCCACCCUCAGCACCUGGAGCCCCCAAGGCCCGUCCAGCCACCCCUGGGCUGGGCAACAGGAUCCGGGCCAUCCAGGAGUCGGUUGGGAAGAAACACUGCCUGUUGGAGCUGGGAGCACGGGGCAUUCGGGAGCUUGUGCAGAGCGAUGUCUACCCCAUCGUCAUCCACGUGGAGGUGACCGAGAAGAAUGUCCGCGAGGUCAGGGGCCUCCUGGGCCGGCCAGGCGGGCGAGACUCAGAGCUGCUGCGGCAGUGCCGCAGUGUGGAGCAGGCACUCUGGGGGCUGCCCUGCUCCUGGGUGCAGGUGCCUGCGCAUGCGUGGGGCCACGCAGAGGAGCUGGCCAAGGUGGUGCGUGGCCGCAUUCUGCAGGAGCAGGCUCGCCUCGUGUGGGUGGAGCGGGGUAGCAGUGGAGGAAGUGGUGGCAGCAGUGAGGCCUGAGGACCCCUCUGAGGCCUGGCUUCCUGCAUCCAAGGAUAGGCUUCGUGCAUCUGAGGCCCGGCUUCCUCCCUUGCUUCAGAAGCUGCCAGCCAGCAGGACCCUGUGUCUGUGGCCAGUUGGACCCUUUCAUCUGGAGCCUUCCUUGAACUUUGGACUCUCCAACAUGGGACCCUUGGCACUGGGCUCUCACCUGUCUGUCAUUUGUACCCUGUUGAGAGGCUGCAGGAGCCCAUGGGCCAGGACUUGCCCCUGGACUCGCUCCCGUGAGCCUUCCUGUCUGUCACCCUGUGUCCCCACAUUCCCACUCGUGGGUCUCACUGUGUAUGUCUGUGUCCCCUCCUUGAACACUUACCUUGGAGUCUGAGUUCUCACACCUGUGCACAGGUUUGCACACUCAAGUUCUCACAGGACAGCCUAUGGUUGUCCCUGCCCCUGGGUGCAUGGGGUCUUCCUCGGACCUCAGCUUGAAGGAGCCCUGAGUCUGGCACCUUGUGACCCCCACCCACCCAGCUCACACGUCUCGUGUACACUGCCACGCGUGGCCAUUGUGGCUGCCUCUGUGGUCACUGUAUCCCUUGAGCCUCCUAGUGUGUGUGUGUGUCUGUGGGUCUCCUGUGUAGAUGUCACGCCCACCCCCUGACACUUGGGCACUACCAGGUGUGUGUUCCCAGCGAGCACACCCAGGACCAUGUUCUCACAGCCACCCUGCCCUGCACCUGAGGGCCUGGUGGGGUGGCUGCUCCACCCCGAAUGUACGCCCUGUGAUUGCUGACAGACCUUUCACUCAGAAGCUGCACAGUCUGGAACAUUAAACACGUUGUCUUA